Molecule: messenger RNA, 1528 nt
Organism: Polyodon spathula (Mississippi paddlefish)
Lineage: Eukaryota; Metazoa; Chordata; Actinopteri; Acipenseriformes; Polyodontidae
Product: calcium load-activated calcium channel-like
Exons: 7
Coding region: 149-715 (188 amino acids)
Biological process (GO): endoplasmic reticulum calcium ion homeostasis
Cellular component (GO): cytoplasm; endoplasmic reticulum membrane; endoplasmic reticulum
Molecular function (GO): calcium channel activity
Source: RefSeq, a predicted model, not a curated record
UCGUUAUUUCCGGACACUGUGGUGUCUGUCAGUGCUGACGAUUCAAUUCGAGUCCCUCCUGCCUCGGUGGAGAGUGUGGCUGCUGUCAAUCACACGUCUUUUCAAAACAUUGUACAAGAAAAACCACGCAAAAGAGCAAACGAGCAAGAUGACGACGAUGUUUGCAGAUACCGCCCUGAUCGUGUUCAUCUCGGUUUGCACGGCUUUGUUAGCCGAAGGUAUAACUUGGGUGCUCGUCUAUAGAACUGACAAGUACAAAAGGCUGAAGGCUGAAGUUGAAAAGCAGAGUAAAAAAUUGGAGAAGAAGAAGGAGACCAUCACCGAAUCUGCAGGGAAACAACAGAAGAAGAAGAUUGAGAGACAAGAAGAGAAACUGAAGAGUAACAAUCGAGAUCUCUCCAUGGUGCGAAUGAAGUCCAUGUUUGCCAUUGGGUUCUGCUUUACUGCGCUGAUGGGAAUGUUCAAUUCCAUAUUUGACGGCCGCGUGGUCGCCAAGCUUCCCUUCGCCCCCCUGUCCUACAUCCAGGGACUGUCUCACCGAAACCUGCUGGGGGACGACUACACAGACUGCUCAUUCAUCUUCCUGUACAUUCUCUGCACCAUGUCCAUCAGACAGAACAUCCAGAAGAUGCUGGGUCUCGCUCCAUCCCGGGCUGCCACCAAACAGGCGGGCGGCUUUUUGGGACCCCCUCCGCAGGCAGCCAAGCUCUCCUGAGCCUUCCACCUCCCUCCCUUCUCAGGACCGGGCACUCCCAGACUAGCGUGAGCGUGGCACCACGGCCACUGAAGUAGUGCCACAACUGAGCGUACGAGAAAAGAAAACAUUUCCAUCUGUGCCAGUGAUCACCUGGCAUUGUGUUUUUUUAUUAUUUUUUUUUAAAUUACUUUGUAGUUAUUGAAGUUUUAGCGGCAAAGGUGCAGACCCCGUGCUCUUUACCCAAUGCAGAAAACUGCUACAUUCUUUUGAUUUAGGCUUAGGCUGAUUUUAAUCUCAAACUCAGUAUUGAAAUUCUCAGAUUGGCCUGUCUUUCUACACCUCUGCCAUUUCAGCAAUGCAUUUUUAAAGGGGGUUGGGGAAAAUGAAUUUACCCAGGGUAAUACAUCACACUGUCUCUCUCUCUCUCUCUCACACACACACCCAGGAUACUACAUCACACACAAGUGAUUCUUUAAAAAUCAUUGAAUGCAGUACAUUUUAAAAUAUUUAAGUGAUGGUAGUAUUUAUUAAUGGGUCCCCCGUUAGUUUUCACAAUGGGGAUCUUGCUUGUACCCAGUUUUGCAGAGAGAUGUUAAAGCCAUGCAGUAGGUAACAGGGCUGGGGCUUUGCUUUGGAAGGACGGUGCCCAAGCUUCGUGUGUGCGGGUCUAACCUUUGAGCCACACUGCCUGCCACAGUGAUGGGAAAAUGUACAGACUUAAAAAAAAAAAAUCAAUCCAGUUUACCCUUUUACACCUAAUUUAUUACAGUAAGUUUUGUUGCACAUGGUGCUGUGAAUGUUCAUGAAAUGUAAUUAAAAUAAGAGCUGAAA